AUGGAGGAAGAAACACACAGAAUCCAGCUGAUGUCUGCAGACGAGAAUCUGGAGCACCGCAUUCAGAUUGUGACAGACCAGCAGCUGGGUCAGAAGGUGCAGAUAGUGACAGCGUAUGACCAAGUGGCACCCGGUAGACCCCAGUUCAUUCUGGCUAAUGUGGACUACUCCAAUCAGGACAAACUGCUACUCAAACAGGAACCUGCACAGGGCAAAGUUAUCCUCGCCUCCUCCGAUGGAUCCACUGUCAACCAGCUGCUCUUCGCAUCACCCGAAUUAACAGGUCAACAGAUCCAGUUUGUGACGGAGGGUACGGAGCAGGUGUGUGCCAAGCCUGUGGUGGAAUACUGUGUGGUGUGUGGAGAUAAAGCCUCAGGUCGUCAUUACGGAGCUGUGAGCUGUGAGGGCUGUAAGGGCUUUUUUAAACGGAGCAUCAGGAAGAACCUGGUGUACACCUGUCGUGGCUCCGGAGAGUGUGUCAUAAACAAGCACCAUAGAAACCGUUGCCAGUACUGCAGGCUGCAGCGCUGCAUCUCCUUUGGCAUGAAGCAGGACUCUGUACAGUGUGAGCGGAAACCUGUUGAGGUGUCUCGGGAGAAGCCGGCCAACUGCGCCGCCUCCACAGAGAAGAUCUACAUCCGCAAGAACCUCUGCAGUCCACUGGCCGCCAUGCCGACCUUUAUCACUGAGAAAGAGACCACCCGAUCCACAAAUCUGUUAGACUCCAGCAUGCUUCUGAAUAUCCAGCAGUCUCUUUCCAAACUGGACAAUACUGUUCUCAUCCCCUCCUCACCAGAACAGAAUGAGGCCUGCCAGGGUGAUUUGAGUACCCUGGCUAACGUGGUGACGUCACUUGCUCACAUCAGCAAAAACCGAGAAAUGAUUGACAGCGGCACCGACCAAUCAGGAAUGGAAACCAUGAGCAGCGAAGACAGCACCAUGACUGAUGUCCAGCCGAACGUCCAGAACUCUUCUGACAUCACACAGGCGUUCGACACGUUGGCAAAGGUUCUACAGCCAGGGACGGGUAGUGCUAAUGAUGCCACAGAUGUGGGUGUGGCUCUGGGCUCAGAGGAAGCCAGCUCCACGCUGCUGGAGCUGGAGGGACCUCUACUCUCUGACCUACAUGUGCCUUUUAAGUUGGUGAUGCCCUUACCCAUGCCAGAGUUUCUUAACCUGAACUACAUCUGUGAAUCAGCCUCUCGUCUUCUCUUCCUCUCCAUGCACUGGGCUCGGUCCAUCCCAGCAUUCCAGGCCCUGGGGUCAGAGAAUGGGAUUAAUCUGAUGAAAGCAUGUUGGAAUGAGUUGUUUGCACUUGGCUUGGCACAAUGUUCAAACGUGAUGAAUGUGGGAACCAUCCUCACUGCCAUCAUUAGCCACCUGCAGGGCAGCCUGGAUGAAGAUAAACUCUCUCCGGACCGGGUGAAGCAGGUGAUGGAGCACAUCUGGCGGAUGCAGGAGUUCUGCAACAGCAUGACCCGCGUGAACCCAGAUGCUUAUGAGUAUGCCUACCUCAAAGCUGCCGUCCUCUUCAGCCCAGAUCACACUGGAGUGGACAACACGGCUCAGAUUGAACGUUUCCAAGCGAAGGCCUACAUGGAGCUACAGGAUUACGUCGGUAAAAUGUACCCAGAGGACACCUACCGAUUAUCUAAACUGCUGCUGCGCCUGCCGGCGUUACGUCUGAUGAGCGCGGCUGUGACUGAGGAGCUGUUUUUCGCCGGCCUGAUAGGGAAUGUUCAGAUUGACAGCAUCAUUCCGUACAUCCUCAAAAUGGAAUCGACCGACUACAACAGCCAACCGCUCAGUUCCGUCGAGUGACCUCAGCUCCACCGUUAAACACAUCCACUCUGCGUCAGGACUGUGCUGGCCUGGAAUUGGGACUGUUUUUACCUCUGAACACUCAACAGAGGAUGCAGGACAGGAACAAAAGAUGGUUUAAAAAUUGCCGUUUGGCAUCUUUGGGACUGUGAUUGGGCAGUUUGAUCAUGGUCAGUGGAUCCUCCCCUGCUACAUUUCAGAGACAACA
Chanos chanos (milkfish) is the source of this 2029-nucleotide messenger RNA. It is a transcript of the gene nr2c1, whose product is annotated as nuclear receptor subfamily 2, group C, member 1. The record is from RefSeq and is a predicted model, not a curated record. Lineage: Eukaryota; Metazoa; Chordata; Actinopteri; Gonorynchiformes; Chanidae. Bases 1 to 1821 code for a protein of 606 amino acids. Gene Ontology annotation, biological process: regulation of DNA-templated transcription. The transcript is spliced from 13 exons. Gene Ontology annotation, molecular function: zinc ion binding; sequence-specific DNA binding; DNA-binding transcription factor activity.